Topomyia yanbarensis is the source of this 2871-nucleotide messenger RNA. It is a transcript of the gene ABCB7, whose product is annotated as iron-sulfur clusters transporter ABCB7, mitochondrial. Gene Ontology annotation, cellular component: mitochondrial inner membrane. The record is from RefSeq and is a predicted model, not a curated record. Gene Ontology annotation, biological process: intracellular iron ion homeostasis; transmembrane transport. NCBI's taxonomy places the organism in Eukaryota, Metazoa, Arthropoda, Insecta, Diptera, Culicidae. Bases 28 to 2433 code for a protein of 801 amino acids. The transcript is spliced from 7 exons. Gene Ontology annotation, molecular function: ATP hydrolysis activity; ABC-type transporter activity; ATP binding.
UGGCCGCCGAUAAACGUGUUGGUGAAAAUGGGAUCUCUGUUACAGUUGGUGUCAAAACAAAGCACCGGAAUUAAUCGUAUUUUACUGGAAAAUCUACGUAAAUCCUUAACAUACCAUUCGGUCACCGGUUGUGGACCUUCUUGUUUAUCCAAUCGAAACUUAUUUACAAGACCGAAAACCUACCAGCACCGAGAUGAAGUACAUCAGGGAGUCCGGAGGAAACUUCUUGCGAACGGCAUGCAACAACUUUUUCCACCCACCCUUUGUGCAAGCACGAAAGCAGACCCGAAGACAACAGCUUUAGGUACCAACGUGCUGGGAGGUAUCUUCCAGAAGAAGCGAAGGAAAGGUCCCCAUAGUUGUCCACUUGUACCGCUAGCUACGGCAUUCCAUUGCUCUGCCGUCAACAGCUUCCGCGGUGCCGGUCCACUUCCUGCAGGUGUUCAAGCCUUAUCUCCGCAAAACGAACAGCAGAAGAGGCAGCAACAACAACAACAACAACAUCAUAGGCAGAAGACCUUUCAAGUUCCCUUUGGCUCUCCGCAAAAACAAACAAUACGACCUUGUUUCCAUCUAGGGCAUCAUCCGGCGUCCGGGGAAAACAUUGGCAGCUACGAUGGACCGGAAAUAACCGCGACCGAUAUGAUACGAGCGAUGGCGAUGUACAUUUGGCCGAAGGACGACGCACUUGUUCGGAAAAGGGUACUUAUCUCGUUAGGACUUCUCGGUGGUGCCAAAGUGCUGAACGUGUGUGUGCCUUUCAUGUUCAAAAUGGGAGUGGAUAACCUGAGCACGCUCAGCAUGGAUACAGUUCCACAAGCAGCCGCCUCAAUGACGAUAGCAGUCUUGUUAGGAUAUGGAAUUGCCCGAGCUGGAGCUGCAGGUUUCAACGAACUGCGGAAUGCUGUCUUUGCCAGAGUUGCUCAACACUCCAUCAGGAAAAUCGCCACCAACGUGUUUCUUCAUCUGCAUAACUUGGAUCUGCAGUUUCACCUGAGCAAGCAAACUGGUGCUCUUUCCAAGACAAUCGAUCGUGGAUCUCGCGGUAUCAACUUCGUGCUGACAGCGAUGGUGUUUAACGUCGUGCCUACAUUCUUCGAGCUUGCACUGGUUUCCAGCAUUCUUGGUCUAAAAUGUGGCCUAGCAUAUGCCGGUCUUUCGAUGGGUUGCGUAGGUGUAUAUAGUGCCUACACUUUGGUGGUUACUCAAUGGAGAACCAAGUUCCGGGUGUACAUGAAUCAAGCAGAGAACGAAGCCGGCAAUAAGGCAGUCGAUUCGUUGAUCAACUACGAGACAGUAAAGUAUUUUAACAAUGAACUGUACGAAGCACAGCGCUAUGACGACGUGCUGAAAAAGUACGAAGCAGCCAGUUUGAAAACAAGCACCAGCUUAGCAUGGCUGAACUUUGGUCAAAAUGCCAUUUUCAGUGUCGCGUUAAGCGCUAUCAUGGUGAUGGCAGCGAAUGAGAUCGCGCAAGGAAGUAUGACCGUUGGAGAUUUAGUAAUGGUUAAUGGUCUGUUAUUCCAAUUGUCAAUCCCACUGGGGUUUCUUGGUAGUGUGUACCGAGAGGUCAGACAAGCUCUGCUUGAUAUGAGGACAAUGUUCACUCUAAUGGGAGUAGAAAGUGCUAUUCAAACCAAAGAGAAUGCUCCACCAUUGCAAGUUCAACGGGAAACGGCUUCGAUUGAGUUCAAAGAUGUCUGCUUUAAGUACAAGCACAGUAAUCCCAUUUUUGAUAAUCUUAGUUUCUCAAUAGCUGCUGGUAAAAAGAUUGCCAUUGUUGGAGGAUCAGGAUCUGGAAAAUCUUCGAUGGUACGCUUAUUGUACAGAUUCUUCGAACCAAAUUCGGGACAGAUUUUGAUUAACGGGCAAGAUAUUAGAGAAGUGGACCUCCUAAGUCUGCGAAAGUCAAUUGCCAUUGUUCCACAAGAUUCAGUUCUAUUUCAUGACACAAUUCGACACAACAUCCACUACGGAGAUUUAACCAAAAGCAGGGAAGAAAUGGAGCAUGCUGCCCGAAUGGCCGAUUUACACGAUUCAAUCCAAAGCUGGCCAAAGCAGUAUGAAACACAAGUAGGUGAGCGGGGUCUUAAGCUAUCCGGUGGUGAAAAGCAACGGGUAGCUAUUGCAAGAGCAAUCUUGAAAAACUCCCCCAUAUUGAUCUUCGACGAAGCAACGAGCAGUUUAGAUUCGAUAACCGAACAUAAUAUCCUGAAAGCAUUGGCUCGUGCAACUGAACAUAGAACCAGUAUUUGCAUUGCUCAUCGUUUAUCUACCGUAAUGGAUGCUGAUGAAAUCUUGGUUCUGGAAAAUGGACGCAUCGCGCAACGAGGUACCCACGAAGAACUUCUGCGUAACGAGGGUUUGUACACUAAACUGUGGGACACACAAAACAGGUUGUACAAUAUUAGUAAUAAUGUGACGAAGAAAUAGGGCAACAUUUAGAAUUGAUAAAAACAGAAAACUAUUCAGAGUAUAAGUAGGUAGAAACUGUUAUGCAACUCAAGUUAGACCAAUAUGUAUAGUGUAAAUAAAUCGUUUCACUAAAUAUGAAAUGUUCUUUGGUUAAAAGUAUUCUUUUUCAUGUUUUGUUUGCUGCGAAAUUUUCCUUCUAUUCACAAUAAGAAAAUCAAACUGAUACGAAAAGAAUCAUUUUGGCGUCUACAUUAGUCAUCAAACUCAUUAAACCUGCAAACAGCUCCGAAAUUCGACUUCAUAACAGAAUAUCAUAUACGAUUUUUAGUAAAUUAUCAUCCGGCAAACAAGAGGUCGGGUUAGUUUAUAAAGUUUAAGUAAAAAAUGGCAAGUUUAAGUUUUCAGUUCAUGUAACGAUUUUAUUACUAAUGAAAUAAAUGUGUUAAUCAAUUCAAA